Tripterygium wilfordii is the source of this 1542-nucleotide messenger RNA. Its product is annotated as trafficking protein particle complex subunit 12-like. Bases 185 to 1276 code for a protein of 363 amino acids. NCBI's taxonomy places the organism in Eukaryota, Viridiplantae, Streptophyta, Magnoliopsida, Celastrales, Celastraceae. The record is from RefSeq and is a predicted model, not a curated record. Gene Ontology annotation, molecular function: protein binding. The transcript is spliced from 2 exons.
AGAAUCGAUUUUUUCACAGCCAAAGUGAGAGUUCAUGUGAAGGCUGCUGAGUCACCUGCGCCAAAUCUUCGCUCAUCCACUUGCACGUUUAUGCUCCCUCGAAAGCCACAUAACGCCGGUCGCCCGUCUCCACCCGGACCACCCCAGCGCAAGUUUGCCUCCUCCACUGCAAACCUGUUCCACCAUGGACCAGGAAUCAGCCGCCGAUCUGGAUCCUCUCACCAACCAGUUCGCCUCACUCAACGAUCUAGCCCCUGAACUCGCCUCCCUGCAGGACCUCGCGAACCGGGGCUCCUGGCGCUCCAUCCUCGACAAGGUGGCUCGUGCUCGCUCCCUCUCCAUUCUUACUAAGCCUCAUGACCACCUCACCUACCUUUCCUACAAUGUCCUUGCUUUAGCAAAACUACGACGUUUCCCCGAUGCCUUCACCGAGCUCGACUCACUCGAUGACCUCGAUAGUCUAGAAUACAGGUACGAGUCCUAUCCCCAAAUCUAUUCCAACCGUUCCGGUUCGAUGGUCCCUUUCGUCCUCCGAUGGCUUCACGCUUUGAUUCCCAUCAAGUUGGAGAAUCGUCAAGAAGGUAUGGAUCGACUAUACAUUCUUCUGGAUUUUGUGCGGGCGAAGAUAAAAGAGAGAGAAGAUAGUAACAAAGAAGCUUCAUUGAAGGUGUGGAGGAGAAGGGAAGUGUUUGUGAUAAAUUUCAUUGUGGGUCAACAUUUGAAUAGCAAGGAAUUUAGCGUGUGUUUGGAUUUGAUUAGGGAUUUGUUUACUGGCGGUUGCUUAGAUCCAGUGCUGCUGUCAAAAUUAGGGUACAUACAGAUGCAAAUUGGGGAUUUAGAGGGAGCUAAGGUCUCGUUCAGUAAAAUAGAGGCAAUGUUGAAUGAAGAAGAGAAGAGUAACGAAUCAUUGAACGAGGUUGAGUUGAAGAACCUUGUGAACAGAAACAAGGCUUUAAUGUAUUUGGUGGGGAAGGACUAUGUGUCUGCAGUGAGGCAGUAUGAAGAGUGCAUUGAGAGGGAUCAUACUGAUGUGGUGGCAAUCAAUAACAAAGCACUUUGCUUGAUGUAUUUAAGGGACUUGUCGGAUUCGGUCAAGGUAUUGGAGAAUGCUCUUGAGAGAUUGCCCACAGUGGCCUUGAAUGAGAAUGUAGUGGUGAACUUGUGUAGCAUGUAUGAAUUGGCUUAUGUUAAUCACUCAGAUAUUAAGAGGACGUUGAGUAAUUGGAUUGCUAGAGUUGCUCCUGACGAUUUUGAUACUUCAUGCACCAGGAUAUGAGAUAACCUGCAGGAGUUUCGAGAAGAUCCAGGAGAUAGUUCUCUUGCCUGCAUCAGUAAUUAAUAUAUCUUACAAUGAAGGUAGAAGACUUCAUCUGGUGAAGGGUAGGCCACACUUACUAAUAAAUCCUAAGCUUUAAUAUGGGAGAAGUUAAAGCUCCAUAUUGAACUUUGAUUAUUUUACGUGUUCAUAUUUGGGAAAGACAGUACUAGAUGUUUCUGCAAUCUGCAUUGACAUUAAUCCACCUUCUGCUUAGUUUUCUUCCA